Messenger RNA from Hydra vulgaris (swiftwater hydra), 1300 nucleotides. Its product is annotated as protein HGH1 homolog. Lineage: Eukaryota; Metazoa; Cnidaria; Hydrozoa; Anthoathecata; Hydridae. The record is from RefSeq and is a predicted model, not a curated record.
UUAAUUAGUAAUAUUCAAUAUAUAAUUACAAAAUGGACAAAUAAUUAUAUAUGGAAUUGAUCUGAAGCUUAAUUUUUACAUCACCAAAAGAAGGUGGUUGCUAGGUGUUAUAACAUGGCUUCGAGUGAUGAAAUAAACACAGCAAUGAAAGAGAUUUUACAAUUUAUUGAUACAUUAUCACCGGCCGAUUAUAAAAAUAACAUUCUUGAAUACAUACUUGGUAUGACUGGUACAGCAGAAGGUUUAAAAACAAUUUUAAAUAACGACUUACUUAUUAAAGCUCUUAAAAAGCUUAUUUUGUAUGAUGAAAAUGAAAAGGCACGCCUUAAUAGCCUAAAAAUUGUUGUCAAUAUAACUUCAAUGACAAAAGAAGAUGAUUUAAUUCGAAAAUUUUUAGAACCAUUAUUUAUCAAAGUCAUGCUUACUGUUGCUACUGAACCUGAAUCAGAAUGUAGUGAUUUGGUAGCCAUGUUGUUAACUAACAUAACUCAAGCAAAGAAUAACGCUGAAGUAGUUUUAGAUUGCAUCCUAAAUAAUGAUAACUUUUCUUUGAAUAAAUUUAUUGAUGCUUUUUGCAAUGAAAACUACAAUAAAAAAGGUUGCAGUCUUCAUUAUAUAGGAUCUUUUCUAGCAAAUUUAACCUUAUGCAAAGAAACUCGACAUCUUUUUCUCAAAAAAGAUGAAUGUCUUUUAAAAAGACUUUUGCCAUUCACUGAAUAUGAGAAGUCUUUAUCCAGGCGGCUAUCUGUGUCAAGAAUUAUAAAAAACUGUUUGUUUGAAACAGAUUAUCAUGAGUGGCUGCUGUCUGAUGACAUUGACAUUAUUAUUCAUUUGCUUAUGCCAUUAGCAGGUCCUGAAGAAUUUACACCUGAUGAAAAUGAAUGCCUUCCACUUGACCUACAAUAUCUUCCAGAUACUAAACAGCGUGAAAAAAAUAAAGAUGUUCAGAUUCUUUUAUGCGAGUCACUAUUUCAGUUAUGCGCUACAAAAUCUUGUCGAUUGCAGUUAAAAAACAAUGGAACAUAUUAUGUUCUUCGGGAGUUCCAUAGAUCUUUAGACAAUGACGAUGUAAUUGAAGAACCUUUAGUGAAUCUCAUCCAAGUUUUGAUCGGUGAUGAACCUGAACCAGGAAUGGAUAACUUAAGAACGCUUGAAAUUCCAGAACAUAUACAGAAACAGUUUACCAAGAUUGAAAGUGAAGUAACUCAAAAUAAAUAUGAAAUAGUGAAUUAAUUAUUUUGAUAACCUUGUUAUUUUAUAUCGAAUUGAAUAAAGUAGUAAAAAUUAAUUAAAGUUAAAA